Molecule: messenger RNA, 1818 nt
Organism: Hyaloscypha bicolor E
Lineage: Eukaryota; Fungi; Ascomycota; Leotiomycetes; Helotiales; Hyaloscyphaceae
Product: putative Pfs NB-ARC and ankyrin-domain-containing protein
Exons: 1
Molecular function (GO): protein binding
Source: RefSeq, a predicted model, not a curated record
AUGAACUAUCGGCAAGAAGAAGUCCUCGAUGCACGCGCGGAUUCAUGUACAUGGAUACUUCAACACCAAAAUUAUCAGAAAUGGCUCACGGAUGAUCACGGCCUUCUCUGGAUCCAAGGAAAGCCAGGCUCUGGGAAGUCUACCCUGAUGAAAAGGAUCUUUCAGGUCUUUGGUAGGGAGAAUCGGAGCCCAAAGCGAAUCCAUCUUGCAUUCUUUUUCCACAGACGAGGUGUUCAGUUACAACACACUCCCCUGGGUAUGUUUCGGACGAUGCUACAUCAGUUAUUAAGUCAAGUCCCGUCGGCUAGCGCUGAUUUCCUAAGCCUCUGCGAAGAGAAGAGGAGAUUUCAAGGAGAUGUAAGUAGGGAAUGGGAAUGGCGUGAGCCGGAACUUCGCAGGGUCUUAAAGUCUUCUUUGGUCUCGGCAGCGAAGACCCAUUCCCUCGUGAUCUUUGUGGACGCACUUGAUGAAGCAGGCGAAGACUCAGCUCGGUCCAUCGUAAAAUAUCUCCACGAGGCCAAUGAAGAGCUGCUUCAAUCAAGGCAUGCCACGAGUAUCUGCUUUGCUUGUCGUCAUUACCCUAUCGUACGGACUCACGAGGGCAUUCAAAUCUGCGUCGAAGAUGAGAAUGUCAACGAUAUCUCAGCAUAUGCUCUUUCAGAACUCCGCCGACAGGUCCAUCCGAGAGACGAAAACUUAGGAUCCGAUCCUUUGAAUGAGAUGCAGGAACUAAUCUCAAACAAAGCGUCCGGGGUAUUCCUAUGGGUGUCUCUGGUUAUUCCAACAAUCGCAAAACAAUACAACGAAGGAAGAUCGUUGGAAGAAAUACUCGAGGGACUCGAAAAAGCCCCAUCGGAUCUCAAAACCAUUUACGAGCAUAUCCUCGGGCUUGUAGACCCCACAUUCAGAAGCCAGACAUUACAUUUGAUGGAAUGGAUUUGUCUCGCAGAGAGACCACUUUCUCCAACGGAGUUGCGCUUCGCCUUAGCCAUGGACGAUUCUUUGGUUACUCCCUACCAAGACUCUGCUCAAAAAUCUACAGGAUUUGUUAAAAGCGACAUGCAAAUGAAAGGUAUGACUGUUGGGUUGUCUGGAGGCCUAGCUGAAGUUAAACUUCACCGCGAAAGACACCGCGGAAUGGAAACCGAAGUACAAAUUGUUCAAUUCAUCCACCAAUCGGUGAAUGACUUCCUGCUCAAGGAUGGCUUUGCAUGGCUUGACAAGAAUUUCACUGGAAAUGCCAUCGGCAGAGGACACGAUCGACUCACCAAAUCUUGCAUCAACUACCUGAAGCUUGGAGAAGUUGAAAGAGCAGCGAGUUCAAGCUCACUGGUGGAGUCGCCACUAGAAGCAGAUCUGCCUUUUCUAGGAUACUCAACUAGGUCUUGGUUCUUGCAUGCACAAAAGGCAGAAAGUUGGAAUAUUCCCCAAAGCGACCUUAUUCAGCGAUUCCAAUGGCCGACUGCGCAGUACUUCCCAAAUUGGAUCAAGCUCUCCAGAACUCUCAAGCACUAUAAUAACAGAUGUCCACAAGAAAAGACAACAUUAAUGCAUGUGGCGGCCGCAUCAAAUCUGGAGAGCAUAGUUGUAGCAUUAUUGGAUUCAGAUACGUCUUCGGAAGCGAAAGAUGCGGAGGGCAAUACAGCCUUGCAUGAUGCUGCUCGUUGGGGACACAAGAAAAUAGUGGGUAGGCUACUUGAAGCAGGCGCUGAUGCAAAUGCAAGAACCGACGCACAAGCUACUCCACUGGAGCGCGCGGGAGCUGGUGGCCAUGCGGAAGUAGUAAAGCUGCUGCUGGGAAAUGGUGCAGAUGUGAAU